UCAAUCUUUGCUCUGAACGCGUCUCACCACUUGAUCCUGCCCUCCACUAUAACGAUCUUUUUUCACGAUGGAAUCGAUUGAACGUCGCAGAAGAGAUUUUAAAAGCAAGGGCGUGUUGAAGCCUGAUGACCUCCGGCGUCGUCGAGAGGAGCAGCAAGUGGAGAUCAGGCGGCAAAAGAGGGAGGAAAACAUCUCGAAGAGGAGAAACUUCCUCCCUGAGUCGAUGGCUGAUUCCGAUGAGGAAGUCCAGUCCGGAACGUGGGAUCCUCCUCUGGCGGAGGAAAUGAUUGCCGGCGUGUUUUCAGACGAUCCUGACCGUCAGCUCGAUGCGACCACUAAGUUUCGCAAGCUUCUUUCCAAAGAAAAGAAUCCGCCCAUCGAGAAGGUUAUCGCGUGCGGCGUUGUACCCCGCUUCGUCGAGUUUUUGCGUGGAAACCACUCGUUGCUGCAGUUCGAGGCUGCGUGGGCCCUGACGAACAUCGCCUCUGGUACUGCCGAACACACGCAAGUCGUCAUCAACGCGAACGCCGUACCUGAGUUCAUCAACUUGCUGUCUUCUCCGGUCCUCGACGUGCGGGAGCAGGCGGUUUGGGCAUUGGGUAACAUUGCUGGAGACAGUCCACAAUGCCGAGACUACGUGCUACAGCAGGGAGCUCUCAGGCCAUUGUUAACUCUUCUCAGCGAAAAUCAUAAGCUCAGCAUGCUGAGGAAUGCUACUUGGACCCUGAGCAACUUCUGCAGAGGAAAGUCGCCCCAGCCUGAUUGGGAACUGAUCUCUCCUGCACUGACUGUUCUCACCAAACUGAUCUAUUCGUUGGACGAUGAGAUAUUGAUCGACGCGUGUUGGGCGAUCUCCUAUCUGUCGGACGGUUCAAAUGACAAGAUACAGGCCGUCAUCGAGUCCGGAGUCUGCAGGCGGCUUGUGGAUUUGCUUAUGCACCCGUCGACAUCCGUGCAAACCCCGGCAUUGCGGUCCAUCGGGAACAUUGUCACUGGCGACGACUUGCAGACCCAGGUAGUGAUUGCGUCUGGCGCUUUACCUGCAUUGCUUUCUUUGCUGUCUUCUCCCAAAGAGGGUAUCAGGAAAGAAGCAUGCUGGACUAUCUCGAACAUCACCGCCGGAUCGCCUCACCAAAUCCAAGCAGUGAUUGACGCCAACAUCAUACCUCCUUUGAUCAAUAUCUUGCAGCAUGCCGACUUUAAGACAAGGAAGGAAGCCUGCUGGGCCAUUUCGAAUGCUACUUCUGGUGGUCUCCAGGAACCCGCCCAGAUUCGUUAUCUCGUAGCACAAGGAUGCAUCAAGCCCCUUUGCGACCUACUCACUAUGAUGGAUAACAAGAUAAUCCAGGUUGCUUUGGACGGUCUUGACAACAUCUUAAAGGUUGGAGAAAUGGACAAACAAGCGGCCGGCCCGGGUGCGGUCAACCAAUAUGCACUAUAUGUUGAAGAAGCGGGUGGCAUGGUCACUAUCCACAACUUGCAGCAGCAUGACAACUUGGAGAUCUACAAGAAAGCAUUCAAUAUUAUGGACAAGUACUUCCCCGAUGAGGAUGAGGACGCAGGAAUCAGCAGCACUAAUGUGGAUUCUUCCGGCGCGUUUGCUUUCCACUCCGACGUCAACGCGCCCCAAGGUGGUUUCAAUUUCUCCCAGCAGUGAUUUGGGUCCUCUGGACCUCGUUCAAGAUUCCCGCUUCUUUCUAUCCUUGUUAUGUCCCGACGGUUUUCCUUUUCUCCCUGUUCCUUUGUCUGUCUCAGUCCGCUACACUUGCAAUACUUCCAGUUACUCGCAGCACGCAUCUCACGGCUUUGACUUCAUGAUUGUUGACGCAAAACAGCCUACAAUAUGUAUCUUUCGCGCUCAAGGCGCAUCAUCCAAUACGUCCAUGUUUUACAGUAGGUACCAGAGAAUUGUCGAAUCUAUGUGCAUGUAUUCCCACCCGCGCUCUCCAGAAAGUAAUAGAUCUGCUCUGCAUUGUACUAGAGGGUAUUUCAUUCCAUGAUCGAGCUACUAGCCUAUUGGCGC
Molecule: messenger RNA, 2023 nt
Organism: Gloeophyllum trabeum ATCC 11539
Lineage: Eukaryota; Fungi; Basidiomycota; Agaricomycetes; Gloeophyllales; Gloeophyllaceae
Product: ARM repeat-containing protein
Exons: 6
Coding region: 68-1657 (529 amino acids)
Biological process (GO): NLS-bearing protein import into nucleus
Cellular component (GO): nucleus; nucleoplasm; cytoplasm
Molecular function (GO): protein binding; nuclear import signal receptor activity
Source: RefSeq, a predicted model, not a curated record